Messenger RNA from Trichomonas vaginalis G3, 435 nucleotides. RefSeq names its product cyclin-dependent kinase inhibitor 2C-related family. The record is from RefSeq and is a predicted model, not a curated record. Bases 1 to 435 code for a protein of 144 amino acids. Gene Ontology annotation, cellular component: cytoplasm; nucleus. Gene Ontology annotation, molecular function: protein binding. The transcript has a single exon. Lineage: Eukaryota; Parabasalia; Trichomonadida; Trichomonadidae.
AUGUUAAAAUACUCUUUCCUUUCUCAUAGUGCAAAUAUCAAUGAAAAAAAAAAUAAUGAUAAAGAGACCGCUCUUCAUCGUGCAGCAUAUAGUGACGGAAAUGAAGAAAUACUUGAGCUUCUGCUCUCACAUCGUGCAAAUUUCAAUGAAAAAAAUAUAUCCGGAAGAACAACUCUUCAUUUAGCAGCACUAUCGAAUUGUAAAGAAAUAGCCGAAGUUCUUCUUUCGUAUUGUGCAAAUAUUAAUGAAAAGGAUAAUUAUGGACAAACUGCUCUUCAUGUAGCAGCCUAUUAUGGUUCUAAGGAAAUAACGGAAGUUCUUGUUUCACGUGGUGCAAAUAUCAAUGAAAAAAAUAAAGACGGAAAAACCGCUCAUUUAGUUGCAAUAGAGAGGAAUUAUGGAAAGAUAGUCACUCUACUUACAUAUGCAGCUUAG